Messenger RNA from Cinara cedri, 7561 nucleotides. The record is from the annotation of a GenBank genome assembly. NCBI's taxonomy places the organism in Eukaryota, Metazoa, Arthropoda, Insecta, Hemiptera, Aphididae.
UUUUUAUCUGAGUGUUGCAGACAGCGUGAAUCAUUCAAGCUAUAUUAUUUUAAUUGUGUUGUUUCUGCUAUCCAACAAUUUCAGGAUCAUGUUGGAACGUCUACAAAUAACCUUAACGUUCUAACACUGUGAGUAUCGUCAUUGUUCUCAAACUCGCUACCCUGAAGCCUUCUGAACACCAGGAGUAAGGUAACAACGCCACUAUCAUAGCUAAUAGGGAUAUCUAAAACCUUUACAAUCCAGUGGCGUCAUUAGAAACGUUGUAGAGGUGGUAUUUGCUCCCUUGUCAGCAGGCCGGGUAUAGAAUGGAUAGGCUGGUGUGGUGUAGUUAUUAUGUUUUAUGAUAAAUUUAUACUCCAUACAUAUUGGUGAAAAUAAGAUGUGAAUUGGGGUAAAUUUCUUCUCAAACUAAAGUUGUAUUCAUAUAGUAGCUAAUAGUUAAUAUAUUGAGGUAUUCCUCUGUGUGUAUAUUUAUUUUUUAGUCAUUGUUGUCCCUCAAAAUAAUCUUUUAUUUAUGCGUAUUUUAAUAAGUAUUAAAUUAUGUAAAAAAGGUAUUUGUAUAGAAAUAGAAAUUUAGUUAUGACAAAUAAUUUAGUGAGCGUAUUUUUUUUGUUUUAUUAUGGGUCGGUCAAAAAGUUUGCCCUCCCAUCUGAAAACCUAAAUUGAUACCACUGAUUAUUACCAAAAACUUACAUAUUAUAUUGCCCUGUUAUCUUAUUUAUUUUCCUUUUUUGUGUUAUUACUUUAGUUUGUUUUUGCCUGUCAUUAUUCUUAGUGCUUAUUGAUAACAUUUUAUUACUUGACGUUUCUAUUGUAAUUCAUUUAAAUACCUACCUAUUUUAAUCUUAAAUAAUUAAUCAUUUUUGUUCACAGCAUUUAACAACAGUAACUUAAGUCGACACAUUUAUCAUGGACGUUAAUAAAAGCUUUGAAAAUUCUCCUCUUAAUUCAAUGUGAGUAAAUGAGUCAAAAUUAAAACAAUAAUGAUAAUAAUAUUAUUAUGAAAAAAAAAAUCACUAAAUUUCAUUUUCUUCUAGUCUACCUACAAAAACUACAUUACCAUGUCGCGUAGGAGUCAUCAACCAUUUUUAAAAUUUAUCAAACUUUCUGCAUUUAAAAAAUUUGUUAUGACUUAGAGUUUUUUGUGUAAAAACUAGCAUAUUCAGAAAACUUCAUUUAAAGUCAUACAUUUUAUUUGAUUAUUGUACUAUAGGUAGUAAUAAGCAUUCAGCAUGUAAUAUUUCAUUUUGUGUAAAACAAAUGUGUAAUACUUGUUCUUGACAUGAACUGUCUAUUGUUUAAUCCACAAUGAUGGAAAAAUACUUGGAAUAUUUUAUUUGUUUGUUUGAGUUUGUUAAUUGUUCAUACAAAUUGAGACAAAAAACUUGAUUUAAGUUUAUUAGUUGAUUAAUAUUUGAGUUAUUAUUAGUAUGACCAUAUAUACUUUUCGGCGCUCCCAGUAGAUGUUUUUAACUCAGUCAUUCCGGCGAUGUUUCAAUGAUUCAAUGGUAAAACCUAAAUACAUGCAACAGUGAAAAUAUGCAAUUUAUAAUCAAAUAUUUAUAUUAUAUCUAUGUAUAUAAAAUCGAAUCAAUAUACUAUUUGUGACCUAUAAGGUAUUCCGUAAAUUAAAAAAAUAAUUUGAUAAUUGGCGUUAAGUUCUGCAGUCACAUACUUCCAUAACAAUAGAAAAUUGAUGAUAAAUAAAAUGAUUUAUUUCUUAUUAUUUUUAGAUUAAUUAAACAGGAAAUGAUCGAUGAUAUACCAUCUUAUAAUUCAUAUUACAAAGACAAAUCACUGCCAAUAAAGUGAGUAUUAUGUUAUUUCAUGUUUUACUGUCCAUGUAUUUUUUAAGUUAAUUUUUUUAAUCUUAUCUUAUAUAAUGAACACAGUAGUUCUCAACCUAUGGUCUAUGGCCCUUUAGGCGUCCGUGAUACUCAUGUUGGGUGGGGGUCUGUGGCAGCCCUAGUACACAUAACAUAUGUCAAUACGUGACAUGAAUGCAUUAUUACAAUAUUGUUGAAUUAUUAUAUUUUUUUUUCUUGUAUACCUGUUGAAUAUCUCCAGAGAUAAUAUAAACAACCAAAUUCUGUUAUAUAUAUAUAUUUUAUACAUAACCAUAAAAAAAAUCUUGAGCCAAUGUAUCAAGUGUAGCAUUUUUUCUGGAAUGACAUUUUAAUCUAGUUGUUACUAUUAAAAGGUAAUUUUUCCAAAAGAUUUUCAUACAAAUUAUGAAAAACCAAACUGACAAAUGUUUAUGUCAAUGAUUUCAUGACUUAAAAUUUUUGUAAUUUAUGUUUUCUAAAAAAUUCUUCAAUAGAAAAAUUAGAAGAGACCUUUGUUUAUUACAUUUUGGAUCAAGUUAUUCAUAAAUAAGUCUAUUUUGUUUAUAUUCGCAUAGUUAUUUUUAAUAUUUGUGCAAAACAGAAAAAAAACAUUUUAAAGGAACGUGAAAAUUGAAGAGAAUAAUGCUUUAAUUAUUUUUAACUUUGUUGUAAUUAAAUUUAAAACUAUUACAUUACCUACAAAUAUUUUACAAGAUUUUUACUUAAUUUUUAUUUGGUAUGUACUUUGUAUAACUUGCUAGACUAAACAGAAAUAUUUGAAAAUUUAACACAAGAUACAUUAUAAGUUGUAGUGGUCUAAAAACACAAAUUGUAAAUCUAAUGCAUUUAUUUUUUUUUUUUCAUAAGUGUUUUAAGAUCAAAUUUUGACGAAAAUUGUAAAUAUUACAGUUUUUCAAAACACGUUUAACUGAACUUCACUCCAAAUUAUUUUUUUGUUAACAAUGGAUUAUUAUUGCGCACAGAUAUAAAUAAAAUUCCCAACCAUUUUGUACAAAUACUGAUAUUGUAUAUAAAAAUUAUAAUUUACUCAAACUUUAAUAACUUUAUAUAAAAGAAGUUUUAUGUAACUUAUACUCCUAUAAUUAUAAUGUAUUUAGUUAUAAACAUAGUUAUGGUACAUACUAAAUUUUAAAUAACACUUUUAGAAUGUUUAAAUGUUAUAUUGUGUUCGGUAAAUGAAAUCCCCAUUAUAUCAGUUUAUAUUAUUGUAAUUUUAUUUUAAAUAAUAUUAACAGGUUUGAUAACUUUAACACGUAUAAGAAAUAUGUUAUUUAUAAAGUUACAAUGUAUCAAAUUUGAAUAGUAGCAAAUAAAUUAGUUUUCUUUAUAUUUUGUUUUUAAAAUUUAAUUAAUUUUAUACCACAUUGUUAUCUUUUUAUUUUUAUUUUUAUUUUUAUUUUUAAAUUUGUAAACGGUGAUAAUAAGUACGUGGGCUGAUAAGUAAUGCCUUUUAAAAUGUAACUUAAACUGUUUUACAUAGAAAAAUGAAUUAAAAAUACAUGUAUAGUAAAUUAAUCACUUUAUUUACCUACUAUUAUUUUUCAAGAUAAUUGCCUUCUAAGGCGUUACACUUUUGCCAAUGAUUUACUAGUUAAAAUAUCGUUCAAAUAAAAUUCUAUAAUUUGAUCGUUUAUCCAUCAGUUUAACUUCAACUUUAAAAUUCUCCUCAGAAUUGAAUUGUUUAUCCUUGUGAUGUUUUUUAAGCUUGAUAAAUAUAAAAAAAUUGCAUGAGGCCAAAUCUAGGCUGUGGAUGUAGAAUGAAUUGAAAUCCUAGUGUUUCAAUUGAAUUCAAUUUUAAAAUUCAUAAAAGUUUUUCUUAAAAAAUGCUUUUUGUUUUCUAUAAAAUUGUAAGAUAACAUAAUUUUCCCUUUUGAUUUUGUUAUCAUUGCUUAUUAUUGGGUUAUUAUUAAAAAUCAGAAAAUAUUCAUUCUACAAAUGUAUUAUUAUAGAGAGCUUAUAAGACUAUAUAAACCAUUUAUUCACUUUUAUAUUUUUAAAAGUUUUAAUAAAUUUAAACAUUUUUUAAUAGAUGUAUCGGUUUAUUUCUUUCACUUUCAGAUCAAUUAAAAAAGAAAUGGGUGAUGACGCAACAUUAUAUAAUCCUUGUUAUAAAGAUAAAUCAAAGCAAUUGGAGUGAGUAUUAUUUAAUUUAAUGUUUUACUGUUUGUGUAUUUUUUAAAUGUAACUAUAAUUUUAGAGCAUGGCGAGGGAUCUACUGGUUCCACUGAGUAUUUGUUUUUGUCUAUAAACAACUUUUUUUUACAGAAAACUUGCUCCAAUUGAAAAAUUUAGUAUAUUUGAGAGAUCAUUUUAAAAUUGUUUAAGAGGUUUCCGAAAUGAAAAGGAAAAAUCAGAAAUAUUUUUUUAUUAUUAUUAUUUAUGCUAAUUCAGUUGAAAAAAUUUGUAGAGAAGUGAAAUUUUCAAAUAUUUUUGAUCUAUUUAUUGGCAUUUUUUAAUUAUAUAAUUUUUAACAUAAUACUUAUUUGGUAAAUAGUAUGUUGAUAUAAUUGUCUGAUCGAACAGAAAUGAUUGAACAUUUAACAUGACGCUCAUUCUAGGUUGUACUUAAUGAUAAAUAAAAACUUGAGUGUUAUGAGAUAGUAAUUUUUUAAAAUAAAUUAAAUAUUACAGCCUUUCAAGUUAUGUUUAAAUAAGCUUUGCUCAUAAUAAUAUUUUGUUAACAAUAGUUGGUCAUUUCUUAAAGAUAUAAAUUAAACUUUUUAAAUACCCCAGAGGGGUAAAGAGUGCAGUUACAAUUACACAAAAGAUUAUACAAUAUAAAUUUAAAUAUUGAAUAUUAGAUUAUACAAAAAGAAAAAAUUGAAACAAAUAAUAAUAUACAAUGAAUUCAUGUAGGUUAACUAGUAUUGAUUAUUAUAUGCCUUAAUUUAAGUUGUGGAUUAAAAGAAAAAUUAAAUUUAGGUACAUUGUUACAAGCAUCUAAAAGGCAAUACUAUCAACUAUGUUUAAUUAUAUUUGUAGAACAUUAUACUAAGAAACGGCGAUUAUUUCUUGUGUUGAAUGUUGGAAUUUCAAAAUUUAUCUUUGUUGGGAAUUCUGGGCCUGAUAGUUUACCGUCUAUUAAUUCAUGGAUAAAAGCUAUGUCAUUAUAUAACCUUGCUAGAGGAAAGUGAUUCUAAACCAAAUUCUAUAGCUAAGUUAUCUAGUGAGACAUCUGUUCGACCUAAUUUGUAGAUCUGUACAUUAAUAGUGGGUUUAUAGUUAAAUAAAGAAUCUAUAUUUGUUUACUGACCAGCAGUGAAUAGUCUGAGUUUAUGUAUCUUACUUUCCCAAUUUCCCACCCAUAACAUAGUUAGCACUUAUAUUAAAUUGCAUUUAUAGGAUAAUAAUGACUUAACAAUUAACUAUUAACACAUAAAUGGUGAUGUAUCAUAUAAAUAACAUAAAUUAUCUUUUGAAUUGGUUGAGGUUAGGUUAGUUACACAUUUUAUUGUAUUAUACAAUCUUUGUAUAGGUUUUUAAUGAUAUUAGUGAUUAUAAUGAUCAUUAUAUUUUUCAGGUUUUUAUGCAACACUAAACAAGAAGGUGAAGAAAUAAAUGUCCAUAUUAAAAAAGAAGUAGACAUCAUUGAUGGUUUUGUUUAUGAGAGUGAGAUUGUUAUUGAAACUGAUUCAAUUAAAUCUAUUUUGUACCAAGAAUCACAAUUAAAAGACAAAUAUUUUGAAUGCUCCUACUGUAAUGACUUAUUUUUGUCAAAAUCGAAUUUCAAAUUGCAUAUAAAAAAUCACAUGAAAGUUGAUGUAAGUCUUCACAAAUGUGACGUCUGUGAAAAGACAUUUUCCUUAGAACAUAAUUUAAACAGACAUAAAAAAACUCAUACAAGAGAAGAAUUUUAUAAAUGUGGAGAGUGUAAAAAAACUUUUGCUCAAUUUGGCCAUUUAAAAAAACAUAGUAAAAUUCAUAUUGAGAACAACUCUCACGAAUGUAAUAUAUGUAAGAAGUCAUUUGCUCUAAAAUUCAGUUUAAAGAUUCAUGAAAGAAUUCAUUCUGAACAAAGACCUUACAAAUGUGUCAUAUGUAAUAAGACAUUUGCUCUAUUAAACAAUUUAAAAAAACAUAAUAUAAUCCAUACCAAAGAUAAGACAAAUGAAUGUAGUGUAUGUAAGAAGACAUUUGCUCUAAAAAGCAAUUUAAAGAUUCAUGAAAUAUUACAUUCUAAUGAAAAACCAUAUGAAUGUGGUACAUGUAAUAAGAAAUUUGCUCAGUUAAGCAAUUUAAAAAACCACGAGAAAGUCCAUACUGUAGGAAAAUCAAACGAGUGUAGUGUAUGUGGGAAGAAAUUUUCUUUAAAACAGAAUUUAAAGAGACAUAAACAAAUUCAUACGGGAAAAAGCCUUUAUGAAUGCGAAAAGUGUAGUAAUACUUUUACUCGAUUAGGUAAUUUAAAAACCCAUAUUAAAAUUCAUACGGGAGAAAAAUUGUAUAAUUGUGGUGUAUGUAAUAAAUCAUUUUUUAAAAAAUACACUUUAAAGAUUCAUGAACGAACUCACACUAAAGAGAGACCCUAUGAAUGUGACACAUGUAAUAAGACAUUUACUCAGUCAAGCAAUUUAAAAAUCCAUAAGAAAAUCCAUACUAAGGAAAGACCUUAUAAAUGUGGCAUAUGCAAUAAGACAUUUGCUCUUAAAAGUACUUUAAAGUACCAUGAAAGAACUCAUACAGAUGAUAAUCUUUUUAAAUGUAAUUUUUGUAAGAAGUCAUUUUCAAGAAAGGACCGUUUAAAUGUACAUAAAUUAACUCAUAUUGGAAAAAAGCCUUAAGAAUUUAAUGUGUGUCUGCCGAUUUGUAUUUCUUACAAAUACACUUUAAAAAUUUACAAAAGAAUUCAUAGCGGGAAAAGAUCAAACCAGUGUAACAUGUGUAGUGAAACAACAAGAAAUUCUUAAAAAAUUUAGAACUGGAAAAUUGUGUAUUGUCUACUUAUGCCAUCAAUCAAUAUAAUUUUAACCUAACAUCAAUAUUAUAGUAAUUGAUGAAUUUGGUAAAGGAUAUCCCGCUUCUUUUUGUUUAAGUACAAAUAUUGAUGAGGUCCACAUGAUUUUUUUUUUUCAAAAAUUAAGGAGGUGGUUGGUUGAUUUGUACCAAGUGGAUUUAUGAAUGAUUACUCCGGAAUUUUGAAAUUCAUGGCCCAAGGCAAUGUUCCCUACUCCAAAAUUACAUUUAUUAUGUAAAUGGCAUAUUAAUAAUAAUAAUUAUUGACAAAAGAAUUUAAAGAAAAUUGCUGGAACACAAAUGGUCGAAGAUUAUAAUUUAUAACACUAUGUGUUCGACUGGAGAAACCUGAUGUAACACAGUUUGAAAAACUUCUUAACUUACUUCUAGAAAAAUUAGAAGUAGAAUCAACUUUACAUAUCUUUAAAGCGUAUUUUGUGAGUCAUUGUGUUUACCGGAAAGAGUCAUGAGCUGCAUGUAACAGACAUGAAGCUAUGCUAAACACUAACAUGGUAUUAGAAGCGUUCUAUAAAACAUUGAAAUAUGUAUAUUUAGAUGGGGGAAAAAAAGUCAACGUCAAGACACACUUCUCUGGAAUUGGCUGAAAACUAUGAGGGACAAAAAUGUUGAGCGACUUGUGAAGUUGUGCAACGGUGGAAAAGUAACACAUUAUGUUAAUGCUAUUAACAGUUGUCGUUUUUCUGCAGUCAAAAUUUAUAGAUCUAAAAUUAAUAAAACGUCAGGUAUUACUUGGACUGUGG